Molecule: messenger RNA, 774 nt
Organism: Ilyonectria robusta
Lineage: Eukaryota; Fungi; Ascomycota; Sordariomycetes; Hypocreales; Nectriaceae
Exons: 2
Coding region: 1-774 (257 amino acids)
Source: RefSeq, a predicted model, not a curated record
AUGAACGAACUCGUCCCAUUUGUACGUCUUAAGAACAUCGAUCCGACAGGUCCUGGGUAUGUCAAGGCUAUGCUGUCGUCUAGGGUGUGUCACCUUUAUGUUGUUUUUGGCCAAUAUGGCGUGGAGAAGCCAUCUGUGGGCCUGCUGGUCAAUUAUCACGAGCCUCUCCGCUUCCCUGGAUGUCGUGAUAAUCAUGGAUGCGAGAUUGGCUACAACACAGGGUCAGAACGGGACCCAACCAAUGAUAUUGACUUUGCACCGUUUGGAGGAGACUUGACGAAGCUCAGAGGGGCGAAAGUCGCGUUCCAGUUUCCUUUCACGGACGCGUACAAAGGCCCCAACAGCCUCAGAGUCGGGGACCUGUUCAAUAUCCUGCGAGGAAGCUAUGAUUCCCUCCCAAUUGAGCAUCACACCAACCUGACUCGCUUUAAGCUUGUGACGGAUGGCUCCGAGAACCUUUGGAACCAGAGAGGUGUGAGAGAUUUAAUCACCCAAUGGAUGGUCAGACUCUACGAGUGUGGAUUCAUUCGUUGGGAAGCAAUAGGCCAAGCCAUCGAUAUCCAGUUGAUCGGCUUUGCCAGCGUGCGCACCAACAGCUUCCAUGACAUCGUUGGGCAUAUCUUCACGGAUGCCGGACCGCCGGACACUCUCGCCAACAUACAGAAAUGCAACGUGAGUGCUAGGCCAAUCGCACGGGGCAGAUUUCUUGAGGAGAGUGUGCUGCGCGUUGAAAAGGUCGGCGACACCAUCCUUCCUUAUGAACAAAGCCAGUAG